Cryptosporidium ubiquitum is the source of this 918-nucleotide messenger RNA. RefSeq lists its product as uncharacterized. The transcript has a single exon. The coding region runs from base 1 to 918 and encodes 305 amino acids. NCBI's taxonomy places the organism in Eukaryota, Apicomplexa, Conoidasida, Eucoccidiorida, Cryptosporidiidae. The record is from RefSeq and is a predicted model, not a curated record.
AUGAAGGGUGAAGUUUCACUUAUCGAGAAAGACAAUAUAACUGGUGGAAAUGAUGAAUAUAUGAAUGCGGUAAAAGUUAAAAAGACUGCUCAACAGACUGAAGGAGUAAAAGAUAUUUCAUGCUCAAAUUUGAAUACAUAUUAUCCAACUCAAAUUGGGCAAAGAAAAUCAAACGAAAUAGAAAGUGAAGGGUUUUGUUUUGAGAAGAGUCAACACUCAUCUUCAUUUAGAGUUUUGAGUGAACUGGAUGACUGCAUUGAGGAAUCUUUUGAAAGCAUUUUAGGAGCUGGCAAAACGUGCAAUAAAACUCUCUCACGAAAAGGGUCUUUAGAGUGCAUUGAAUGGUCUGGGGAAGAGAGAGUUUUUUCUCCUGAAGCUAAAUCUUCUUUAUCAAAAAUAGAAUUUUAUUCGAACUGGAAAAAUAUAAUUAAUCAACAAGAUGCUCCCAGAACUCCUCAAUUUAAGACGACUUAUAUAUUUCCCUUAUCACCCCAUUUUUCUGAUUAUGAUGAAUACUACUCAGAUUCAUCGAGUAAUAGCUCUGAAUCUCUCCCAGAUAUUCAGAAAGAAAUUCCUACAGUGAAGAAAAGUAAACACAUCUUUAAAAAUCAUUCUAGGCGUGUUAAUGGUAUUUCCUGGAAUCAAUAUGAAGGAGCCAAUGAAGCAAAUUACAAUUACUCUUCUCCAUCUCUUCCAAUUCCCAAUAAUUUACAAGGAAGAAAUAGAUUAGACCUUUUACUUUCCCAAUGGGUAAACUAUUUCUCUGGGAGGCAAACUAUUGAUAUUAAUGAUAUUGAGUGUGCAACUCAAUUUUUUACAGGAUUGGAUGUAACAACUUUAACUGCUGUUACGAGCUCGCUCAUUUAUAUUGGUCAUUGUGCCAGAUAUACACAAAUUAGGAAAUACAAUCAAGGAUAA